Messenger RNA from Drosophila teissieri, 2813 nucleotides. RefSeq names its product potassium channel subfamily K member 15. Gene Ontology annotation, molecular function: potassium ion leak channel activity. Lineage: Eukaryota; Metazoa; Arthropoda; Insecta; Diptera; Drosophilidae. Gene Ontology annotation, biological process: stabilization of membrane potential; potassium ion transmembrane transport. Gene Ontology annotation, cellular component: membrane. The transcript has a single exon. The coding region runs from base 1212 to 2378 and encodes 388 amino acids. The record is from RefSeq and is a predicted model, not a curated record.
CGUAUUUGAUCCCUCUUCCUCUUCUUCUCUAUCAGCACAGCCGCCUAUGCGUGCGUGUGUGUGUGUUUGAGUGCGUUCUCUGCUUUCGUUUUUUAAUUCUUUGUUUAUAUUUACGAAUAGUUUGUUUGGGAGGCCCCGUUUUAUUGUUGUUACCCGAUGGCGGAUGCUCUUCCCCGUUUUGAUUUAUCGCCCAGCCGUAAAAAUAGUGCCCGAUUCUGAUACUGAUUCAGAUUCUGAUUCCGAGAUUCCCAAAAGCUCUCGCCGUCUGCUCCACCACACACACCGUCGUUAAUCAAAGUGCCUUAAUUUUUACGACCAACAGCUAGCCGUCAAUCCCUUUCGGAAAAUUGCGAAAAUAUUGUAAAGAGGUGCAUCUUUAGGGUUCGCUAAUUGCGCGAAAUGGUCGAGGAAAUAUGUAUGUGUCUCCCAACGUCGAAAUAUUACUGGUGUUCCAUUGAGUUCUCUUCUGUACAGAAACUUUUAUAUAAUUAGUUUUGUAUAAUAUCAGUUAAAUCUUGAUUUAGGACCAUAAGAACAGCUAUAUUUACUUGUUUUCUCAUUGCACAUAAAUGAUGAUCGAGAUGCAUUAUCAUUAUCUCUGAUGAUUUUCCCAUUAGUCGUUAUGACAUCUUAAAAUAUCAAUUGGUAUUUCAAUGUAUUUUUAACGAAAUCGGUAUGAAGAUGCUUAAUAGGAUGCUUAAUCAUAGUCCACCAAUUCAUAACUAUUCUUCACUACGGAAAUGCUGUAUAUUGCACCUGCACCACAGUGAUGGCUUGAUUGCCCCGUCCAUAAUUUUGACGUAAAUGGCCUUAUUUAGAACCGCGGGCACUUUGCUGGCAUAAAUAGCUGAGCCACAAUAUUUGUUUUCCAUAGAUUCGCUUUUCCACUGGCUUUUCCGCUCGUUUGCUCUCUGGCUCUUGGGAGAUUUUCCCUCAGAACAGACUUCCACCAGUUGAAUUUUGGCGCCCGCAUAGAUCGGUUGUGUGCAGUCGGGAAAAUCUUUCGUUUGAUCUUGUGGAAAAUGUGCCGUGCAAAGGCGUGGGUCUAUUUUUAGACAACUUGCUGAUUUCCACACUCGCUGUGCUCUAAAUCAGAUUGGAAAUCGAUAACUGUCCAAUUAAUUGCACACCGUCGGUCUUUAAGGCCUUUUGACCAGAAGGGAGAUAUCCGGAGUCCGUGGAAUCGGUUAUGCAAUCCACGAGCUAUUGAAAUGGCCAGCAAGUUUCAGAGGAAACCAUCUCCCGGUGGAGCAGGGGUCAUGGGAGGGGCAUCGAGUGUUUCCUCUACGCCGAGCAACCAGCCGCGCAAACGGGUGAAACGCUGCUGCCGGAACUUCGUCACCUUUAUGUGCACCCAGGUGGGCGUGGGCGCCCUGAUCGUAAUCUAUGCCAUCUGUGGGGCAUUCGCCUUCAUGCACAUCGAGCGCCAGUUCGAGGACAAGACGGCUGGCCUUGUGAUGGAGCUGCGCCAGAACUGCUCCCAGCAGUUGUGGAGCAUCACGGAGGAGCACAACAUUAUCGAUCGAAGGCUCUGGACAGAGGCCACGAACGAGGUACUGAGGGAGUACCAGGCGCAAAUAGCCGGAGUCGUCAAACACGGCUAUGUGGGAAGAAGUCCAGAGCAGAUCUGGAGCUUUCCGGCUGCCCUGAUGUUCUGCCUUUCGGUUAUAACCAUGAUUGGCUACGGCAACAUGGUGCCCCGAACUCCAUGGGGCAAAGGAUUCACCGUGAUCUAUGCCACUUUCGGCAUACCCCUGUACAUCCUGUACUUCCUCAACAUGGGCAGAGUGCUGGCUAGAUCGUUUAAGUUCCUCUACCGAUCCCUGCACGACUGCACCCAGGAGCACCCGCGUCUGGAUCGGAUGGACGCCCUUGAGGGUGGUGUCAGCUUGACACGCAAAAAGGUCAUUGUACCGUCAACCGCUUGUCUGUGGGUCAUAUUCUUUUACGUCCUCACCGGCACCGUGAUGUUUGCCAACUGGGAGAGGUGGAGCUUACUGAACAGUUUCUACUUCUGCAUGACCUCGCUGUGCAAGAUUGGAUUUGGCGACUUUGUGCCCGGUGCUUCGCUUACCACCACUGCGGAUGUGAAUGCGGCGACGCAAAAGUUGCAGGAAGACAUUUCAGCCGAUCCUGCCGAGCUGGCCCAGCUGCAGUCCGUGGCCGCCGAUCAGCACUCCAAAUUGGCCAUUAACUUUGUCUACAUGCUGUUGGGCAUGGGUCUGGUGGCCAUGUGUCGCAACCUGAUGCGCGAAGAGGUCCGCCUAAAGGCACGCGAGAUGCGCGAGGAUGCCAAACUUUGCAUGGAGGAUACCCGGCUGCGUUUCGUCGGCUGCUGCGGAAAUCCUAGGGAUGCGUACGAGGAUGACUACUACUAGGAUACAAAUAGAUCGUUAGGAGCGGCGAGUAAUUUACCAAGUUUUCAAAUCCGCCGUGCCUUAAUUAGAUUUAUAUAUCACUAAUCCCAACUUGUUCUAUCUUAAAGGAACAAAAGAAAAAGCAAGUGUAUUAUAAGAUUGUAGGGGUUAGAUUGUUAGGGUUAAAAACCAGUAAUGAAGUACAUUAUAGAUUUUGGAUGCCAUCAGUUAUUCUAUUUAGAAAUCUAAAAAGAUAUUGGGGUACUUCUAAUUUUGACAAUUGGGGAAUGUUUUAGAAAUUAGCGUUUGUGUGUGAGCUGUGAAAAUGAUGCUGCGAUUGGUUAAUCCCUCAUAUAUCCUGCCCAGCAAGUAAUCCCCUACGAACCCAUUCGACCCUGCAGCUCACCAUUGAUCAAUUCCUGCAACUGCAAGAGCGGAUCCGUAACUUCGAGGGCA